This is a messenger RNA of Diachasma alloeum, 2741 nucleotides long. Its product is annotated as basic proline-rich protein. NCBI's taxonomy places the organism in Eukaryota, Metazoa, Arthropoda, Insecta, Hymenoptera, Braconidae. The transcript has 5 exons. The record is from RefSeq and is a predicted model, not a curated record. Bases 93 to 2570 code for a protein of 825 amino acids. Gene Ontology annotation, molecular function: RNA endonuclease activity.
UGUGUGGGAAAAAAGACGCCAGUCGUAGUGCGACGCUUGAGCGUCGAGCACGUCAAUUUUUAUACGGGUUGGUGCUUAUCUGAAGUAUCAUUAUGAAGUUUACAGUACUAUCUAUCCUAUUGCUCGUAGGAUUCUGCAGUAUUCAUUUGAUUGAGGCGAAGUACAGAAGUGGUGGACGUCGGGGAGGCAGUCGGGGUGGAGGAAGCCGUGGUGGGGGCUAUGGCGGUGGCCACAGAGGAGGCGGAUUUGGAGGUUCCAGACCAAGUCCACCAAUUUAUCAUCCCCCUGUUCACAUUCCUUCACCGCCUGUUUACAAACCACCAAUUCACUCUUCACCUCCAGUUUAUAAACCACCACCCGCUAUUCCCCCACCAAUUUAUCAUCCACCAGUGCAUGUGCCUUCACCACAUGGCAGCGUAUCCAAGCCCAGUGCACCUCUUCCAGGAAAAGCCAAUCCAAAAGACAGUAGCAGUAUAUUCAUAAACAACGAAGGUGGAGGUCGGCCACGGCCAGGCAAUUCUUAUCCAGAUUGGGCCAAUCCAGGAGCCAAACCGUCUCCACCAAUCGGCAGUCCAACAACCGGAAGUCACCCACCGUUUCCAAACACAAAUCCUCAUCCUUCUAUCCCCAACUCGAAACCGUAUCCAGACUGGGCGAAUCCUGGAGCAAAACCAUCACCACCGCUAGGCACUCCUGGAGGUGUUGGUCACCCGCCAUAUCCCAGUUCGAAUCCUCAUCGUCCUUAUCCACCAGUCAUUACUCACGGCCAGAACACUCACGCAAGGAAUUCCUCAUUUCCAAGUCUGUCCGCACCGUAUCCAGCUCCAAAGCCAAACCUUCCGUACCCCACGUCCAAGCCAAGUCUUCCGUAUCCAUCUUCUCAUCCUAAUAACAUGCCACAACCGAACGCUCCGCACAUUGGAUUCAAUCCAGGACUGGCUUCAGGAGUAGGUAGCCCUCACAUAACUCCACCGCAUCAUUCUGCACCCUUGGGAACACCUCCACACCUGCAGUCCCACCCACCACCGUAUUCAGUGCAAUCAGGUUACCAAGGAGGUUAUUCAGGUGGAUACCAUCCCAUGGGUCAGCCCGGAAUCGUCCAUAAUCCUUAUCCAAUGCAGUCUUCACCAGGAAUGCCCAACUACGGUCCUCCACAUAUUUACGGAGGUCCUGCCAUGUCCCAACCGUAUGUACCAGGACAAACCAUCAUCCUGCCUAGUCAGAGCAGCUCUGGUCCAGGGAUUGGACAAUUGGUGAAAGAGGCAUUAGUAUUCUCUACUAUUAAUGCUGGUGUGAAUAGAUUGAUCAAUGGAGCACCACAUCAACAUCAUUAUGUGAGCUCCAGUCCUCAAGUUCAACCAACUGGAGGUUCGACUGUUAGUAAUAAUACAACGAUCAUUUAUAACAAUUAUGGACCCGGUGAUCAAGGGCAAGGGACUCCGGGAGCACCCCCAAGUGUACCAGGGACUUAUGUGCCGAGUAAUCCUGGUAGUUAUACACCAGGAAGUUCUGGAGGAGGCUAUGUUCCAAGUAAUUCUGGAAGCUAUGCUCCAGGUGCCAUUCCUUACGGGCCAAGCACCAACCCAGGAGGUAUUUCGCCUCCAUCUGCAAUGCCUGGAAUCGCCCCAUCUAUGGUUCCGGGUGGAAGUCUUCCUAAUCCUGGUAGUAGUGGAAGUCCUACAGUUCCGGCAUCACCAGGUAGCGCCAGCGUUUCUGCCGUAACUAAUGGCACUAAUCAGAAUGUAGCAGCUGCUCCUGAGGCUCCACCAGCCCCUCAAUACUACAUCCCUGAUGAUGAAUUAAUGAAACUCACUGAAACUCUCUUUUCUAAGGAGGAAAUUAACUUGAAGAAGUAUGUGACACUAUACGUGCAGAAUAAAGUAAAAGCCGGGAAUAUAACAGAUGAAGCACCAGGCCCGUUGAUGUAUACGUCUCCAGAAUUGGAGGACAUGCCGACAGUUCGAAUGGUGAAAAAUAUAUUUGACAAUUAUCAAAUCAACUCGACGUUGAAGGAGAACUCUACGUCCGAAAUGAAGAAAGAAGAGAAUUUGCUUCUGGAUACUUUCCUCAAUACCGAUAUCAUGACGACUGCGAUGAAUUGGCUGGCAAGUAAAUACUACAUCGAGCCCGAUGACUUCGAGAUGAAAGACACACUUCGUCACAUUUGGUUCAAUAAGAUUGAUGGUGCCACGUCCGGAUUCGAACGAAUAUUCUUAGCCGAACUCUAUCCUGGUCCGAGUUUCAUUGGAGCACAAAAUUGGAUUUACUUCGGGGCAAAAGAAGCUCUGAAGGAGAUUAAUUACAUGGGGUACACGGAAGAGCGGGCCAUAGCAGAUAAAGCGACGCUGUUGAAGUUCAAUCUGAAAAUGGGAGACGCGGUUAAGCAGAAUGUUACAAUGCUGAUCGGGACAUCUCCGGAGCUCGAAAUGGCUCUGUACACCGUCUGCUUUUAUGCCAGGCCGAAUGAUAUCUGUCCGGUGUCACUCGGAGGGACUCAGUUCUAUAUUUAUACUCAUAGUUUCCGGUAUUUCGGAAAAGACCUGAUCGAUGUUGGCAUCAUCGCAUUUUAAAUAAUUGCGUAAUCUGUGAUUAUCAACUUAAGAAAUUUAUGUACUGUAAUGAUAAUUAUUUCUAUAAUGGUUGGAUGCAUAGAAAUAUCUACACUGGUAGAACGGAUUAGUUAUUGUUAACGAAUGGAUCUUGGUUGGAGGUUAGGGUCUAUUCGGUCCCACCAAAUGUUC